Molecule: messenger RNA, 1107 nt
Organism: Phytophthora sojae
Lineage: Eukaryota; Oomycota; Peronosporomycetes; Peronosporales; Peronosporaceae
Exons: 9
Coding region: 1-1107 (368 amino acids)
Biological process (GO): ubiquitin-dependent protein catabolic process; protein ubiquitination
Cellular component (GO): nucleus
Molecular function (GO): ubiquitin protein ligase activity; zinc ion binding
Source: RefSeq, a predicted model, not a curated record
AUGCUCAGAAGCCCCGAGCACCACGCGGACGAUGACUCGUGCCCUGAUCGGGUAACUAAUCAAAGUCAGGAACUUCGCCCAACAUCGUUGCCUGCCCCACUUUCAGGCGCUGAGGCUACCCAGGCGCUCCUGAAAGCGAAAAUCCGUGAAAUUCAGUCGAGCCCCGUACUGACACCGAAGCAAAAAGCCGAAUCGGUGCAGAACCUCAUGAUGAAGGACUGGAACGACGCGAAAUCCAAGGCGGGCACUGCAAAAACGGAAUCCGAUUCCGAAGCCGACCGCAAGGAAAAAUCCUACUUUGAUGAAGCAAAAACGAUCUUGGGGUGCAGCCAUUACCAGCGGAAGUGCAAGCUACUGAGUAAAUGCUGCGGCAAGUGGUAUUCAUGCCGCUUUUGUCACGAUGACAACGAGGAUCACCCUUUUGACCGAUAUGCCACCGAGUCAGUGUCGUGUUUGAAGUGCGACACGAUUCAGCCGAUCGGGCAAACCUGCUCUAACGAGGACUGCAAAUGCGAGUUCGGGCGCUACUACUGCGAGGUGUGCAAGUUCAUCGACGACGACAACAGCAAAGACAUUUACCAUUGCGACAAGUGCAAAAUCUGCCGCAUCGGCAAGGGCCUGGACAUCGACUACUUCCACUGCGACCGGUGCAAUGCCUGCAUGAGCAUCAGUCUGAAGAAGCACAAGUGCGUGGAGAGGUCGCUCGAGUCAGAUUGCCCGAUCUGUCACGCGUACAUGUUCACCUCGACCACGCCGGUCAUGUUCCUGCCGUGCGGCCAUUGCAUGCAUGUGUCCUGCUAUGAAGAGUACACGCUGACAAAUUACAUUUGCCCAUUGUGCUCCAAGUCUCUGGGCGACAUGGAACUCUAUUUCGCCAGCAUCGACGAGCUGCUAGAGCGUGAGCGUAUGCCCGCCGAGUACCAAGACUACAAGUCGCUAAUCUACUGCAGCGACUGUGAACGCAAGUCCACGACCAAGUUCCACUUCGUCUAUCACAAGUGCCAGUACGAGGACUGCAUGUCGUACAACACCAAGCUGCUGCGGCAGUUCAAAGACCCUGACGGGCAGGUCCCCUGCGGCCCCGUCGGCCAAACGCACACACACUAG